Molecule: messenger RNA, 2744 nt
Organism: Cavia porcellus (domestic guinea pig)
Lineage: Eukaryota; Metazoa; Chordata; Mammalia; Rodentia; Caviidae
Gene: Klc4
Product: kinesin light chain 4
Exons: 16
Coding region: 450-2393 (647 amino acids)
Biological process (GO): microtubule-based movement
Cellular component (GO): kinesin complex; cytoplasm
Molecular function (GO): kinesin binding
Source: RefSeq, a predicted model, not a curated record
UUCAAAGCUCCGCCCCCCGCGGUUCUUCCCCGCCCCCCGACGUCCAGACACACGGACAGAGGGCCCGCCCCGCCCCCUGUGCGCCGACGGGCUGUGACCUCGGGGUGUCUGGGUGUCUGGUCCCCCGUCCGCGACUCAGACUUCGUCCCUCCACCCACACGCCGUUCCUUCGGCUCCCUCCUGUGUCACCCUGUCCCCACCCGAGGCCCAAGGGCAGGUUCGCAGUGCAGGACACUUAAUCGUAGCCCAAGUGCGUGAAACCUUCUGCCCGCGUGCGUAGUACCGGGGCAUUCAGCAGUUCCAUUCUCCCCUGCACCGGGAGGCCGCUGAGAGGCACCUUAAGGUAAGAGGACUCCGAAAGCAAGCGAGGAGCGAGGCCCUGUGGAGGAAGUGGGAAGGCAGGCUGAGUCCUAGGGGCUGGGAGCUCUGGCAAGGUUGUCCUGGCCAGGAUGUCGGGCCUGGUGUUGGGGCAGCGGGAUGAGCCAGCAGGUCACCGGCUCAGCCAAGAGGAGAUCUUGGGGAGCACCCGGCUGGUGAGCCAAGGGCUGGAGGCCCUACACAGUGAGCACCAGGCUGUGCUGCAAAGCCUGUCCCACACCAUUGAGUGUCUGCAGCAGGGAGGCCAUGAGGAAGGGCUGGUGCAUGAGAAGGCCCGGCAGCUGCGCCGCUCUAUGGAAAACAUCGAGCUGGGGCUGAGUGAGGCCCAGGUGAUGCUGGCCCUUGCCAGCCACCUGAGUACAGUGGAGUCAGAGAAACAGAAGCUGCGGGCUCAGGUGCGACGACUGUGCCAGGAGAACCAAUGGCUCCGGGAUGAGCUCGCAGGCACCCAGCAGCGGCUGCAGCGCAGUGAACAGGCUGUGGCCCAGCUGGAGGAGGAAAAGAAGCACCUGGAGUUCCUGGGACAGCUGCGGCAAUACGAUGAGGAUGGGCAUGCCACGGAGGACAAGGAAGGUGACGCCACCAAGGACUCGCUGGAUGACCUCUUCCCCAAUGAGGAGGAGGAAGACCCCAGCAAUGGCUUGUCCCGGGGCCAGGGUGCUGCAGCAGCCCAGCAGGGUGGCUAUGAGAUUCCUGCGCGGCUACGGACACUGCACAACCUGGUGAUCCAGUAUGCAGCCCAGGGGCGCUAUGAGGUGGCAGUGCCACUCUGCAAGCAGGCACUUGAGGACCUGGAGCGCACAUCUGGCCGUGGCCACCCUGAUGUCGCCACCAUGCUCAACAUCUUGGCUUUGGUGUAUCGAGACCAAAAUAAGUACAAGGAAGCUGCCCACCUGCUGAAUGAUGCCCUCAGUAUCCGGGAGAGCACACUGGGCCGAGACCACCCUGCUGUGGCGGCCACACUCAAUAAUCUGGCUGUGCUGUAUGGCAAAAGGGGCAAAUACAAGGAGGCAGAGCCGCUGUGCCAGCGAGCGCUGGAGAUUCGAGAGAAGGUCCUGGGCACUGACCACCCAGACGUAGCAAAGCAGCUAAACAACUUGGCCCUGUUGUGCCAAAACCAGGGCAAGUAUGAGGCAGUGGAACGCUAUUACCAGCGGGCACUGGCCAUCUAUGAGGGGCAGCUGGGGCCAGACAACCCAAAUGUGGCUCGGACUAAGAACAACCUGGCAUCCUGUUACCUGAAGCAGGGCAAAUAUGCUGAGGCUGAGACCCUUUACAAGGACAUCCUGACCCGUGCACAUGUGCAGGAGUUUGGGUCUGUGGAUGGUAAGUGUGGGAGCUGGCCCCAAGAGACUCUGGGUCGUGGCUCCCCCAUACCGAGCAGCUCCUCACCCUGCGUCUCAUCCCCAGAUGACCACAAGCCCAUUUGGAUGCAUGCAGAGGAGCGGGAGGAAAUGAGCAAGAGCCGGCACCGUGAGGGCGGCGCACCCUAUGCUGAGUACGGAGGCUGGUACAAGGCCUGCAAAGUGAGCAGCCCCACAGUGAACACCACCCUGAGAAACCUUGGAACUCUGUACAGGCGCCAGGGAAAACUGGAGGCAGCAGAGAUUCUGGAGGAGUGUGCCCUGCGUUCCCGGAAACAGGGCACCGACCCUAUCAGCCAGACCAAGGUGGCAGAGUUGCUUGGGGACGGUGAUGGCAAAAGGACAUCCCAUGAGGGCCCUGGGGACAGCGUGAAAUUUGAAGGAGGUGAAGAGGCUACCGUGGCUGUGGAGUGGUCAGGGGAUGGCAGUGGGACCCUGCAGAGGAGUGGCUCUCUGGGCAAGCUUCGAGAUGUGCUCCGCAGAAGCAGUGAGCUCCUGGUGCGGAAGCUCCAGGGGACUGAGCCUCGGCCCUCUAGCAGCAACAUGAAGCGGGCGGCCUCCUUGAACUACCUGAACCAACCCAGCGCUGCACCCCUCCAGGUAUCUCGGGGCCUCAGUGCCAGCACCAUGGACCUCUCUUCAAGCAGCUGACAUCUACCUAGUGCCCUCACAGCAGCAUUCCCAUUGCUCGGAGUCCCCACUCCAGGGUGGGACAGUGACCCGAAGCCUGCUACUGCCUGCAGGGUCUCGGCCCCUCCUCAGGAAGGACUCUUAGGACAUCCCACCCUGGGGUCCUAUAGUAGCUCACUCACAGGUCUCCCCAGUGAGCAAGAUGCAGCUUGCCACUGGCCUUGCUACAGGAGGAUUUGCAGCCAGCCAUGGCACCACCUCUUGGCCUUCCUGUUCCCCCCACCACCACCACCGCUCCCCUCUCCCUUUGGUUAUUUCACUUGAUGUCCACGUAUUUCACAUUUCUUAAAUAAAAGAAUCAGGUAACCUUUC